Messenger RNA from Parastagonospora nodorum SN15, 153 nucleotides. RefSeq lists its product as hypothetical. The coding region runs from base 1 to 153 and encodes 50 amino acids. The record is from RefSeq and is a predicted model, not a curated record. NCBI's taxonomy places the organism in Eukaryota, Fungi, Ascomycota, Dothideomycetes, Pleosporales, Phaeosphaeriaceae. The transcript has 2 exons.
AUGGCCGACGUCACCAGUUACUGCAAUGAUUACUGCGUGCUGUGGCCUACCAUGCUGAGUAUCAUCUACGGAGUAAAGUCAAAGCGCGCACGAAUUGUUGCAUCACCUGGUGACAUAUGGAAUGUACUUGACGCGAAUCUUCUUCCCAAGUGA